This is a messenger RNA of Meriones unguiculatus (Mongolian gerbil), 1869 nucleotides long. RefSeq lists its product as uncharacterized. The transcript is spliced from 4 exons. The coding region runs from base 1 to 975 and encodes 324 amino acids. Lineage: Eukaryota; Metazoa; Chordata; Mammalia; Rodentia; Muridae. The record is from RefSeq and is a predicted model, not a curated record.
AUGGGCGCGCGGAGCACGGGAGGACGCCGGCCGGCGGUACCCUGGCCUACCGGGAGGGAGGGACGGGGGCGCCCGCGAGCCGGCCCCUCCCCGGCCGGUCGCCUUGGAAACCGCCUCCCUCCCCUCGGGGGGCCUCCGGCUCCCGGUCCUUCCCGGGCUCGCUGGGGAGCGCGCAUCCUGCCUCGUUGGCUGCACCUGGCCGCUGGCGGGGCGUCGGCUUUGCCUCCUCUGCUUCUGGUCCUCGGAUCCGGGUUAGACAGGAGGAAAAUCUCCCUCAGAAACAAAGAUGGCUGGAGGACCAGCGGGGAGGAGGGAGGGCCUCCCGGAGUCCCCUUUCAGCCCCGGUGGCCGGCGCAGCCCCUCCGCGGGCUUCGGUCUCCCCGCGGCCCAGGCCGACGGCGGACGGUGGAGCCGAGGGUGGUUUCAGCGUGUCCGAAAGAGUGCUGUGAGGCAGGCUGCCGCAGAGCAGCCGCCGAGGCUGGAAAGUGGCGAGUAACGCAUUCGAUUUUAUCCGCCUUAGAAGAAAGCGCAGGAGCCAGUCCCCCGAAGCGGAAGGGGAGGAAGGGGCCUUUUGUCUCACACCGCCUGAGAGGGGAGAAUUCCCAGAGAGAGGAAUGCAAAUGCUCUGCGGCUCCGGGUCCAUUUGUGCUGCUGCCGUCCUCGCCGUGUCCUGCCUGGCUUGCUGUUGUCAACCUGAUGCAAGCUGGAGUUAUACGUGACGAGGAACCGCAAGGCUGGAGAGAUGGCUCAGCAGUUAAGAGCACUGGCUGCUUGUCCAGAGGACCUGAGCUCAACUCCCAGCAACCACAUGGUGGCUCACAAGCAUCUAUAAUGAGGUCUGGCGCCCUCUUCUGUCAUGCAGGGUCACACAGUGCACCCUGGCUGGUCUGGAACUGGAAGACAUCCACCGGCCUUGGCCUCCCUAGUGUUCGGAUUAAAGCUGUGCACCACCAAGCUCAGCCUUCAUGUCUUUAACAUACUGGGUUAAAACAUAAUUUCUCUGAAAGGAAUGGCAGUGCAUGCCUGUAAUCCUAGUACCUGGAAGGAAAAGACAAGAGAAUCAGAAAUUUGAAGCCAUCUUGAUGGCUUUAAAGAAUGAAUUCUUGGUCAGGCUGAGGUGCAUGCAGCCUUGUCUCUCUCACACAGAACCUGCACACGUUUUUCUUGAUUGAGGAUUUUGCCCCUUAAAUUUUCCACUUAAGACAGCUAUCUCAUUUGCCAUAAUCUAGUUCUGACCCCAUCCCAGUCAUGCUUUUCACAUCCAUCUGGCUCUACAGAUCGACCACUGGGGUCUAGAAGAGAUGGCCAAGGCUUGCCUAUCUUUGUACCUCUGUGCACCUAUCCUUCUCACAGAGGCCAGCACCAGCAGACCCCUUGUGUUUAGAGGCCAGAUACUGUGCUGCCCACCCAUCAUCCCAGCACAUGAGGCGGAGGGUGCAGCUUUGUAACAGGGCCCUGAGACCUUAGCACAGCUGACGCCAUGAUGGAAGUGCCAUCCAGGCUGUAAAACUCAGCACGUAGACAGCACCACCAGCCACCACCAGAACAAAGGCCUAAUCCACCACAGCCCACAGUUCUGGGAAAGACUCUAAAUGUUCUAGCCUGGCUUCCUGUGUCUGUGCUCCUGCUUCUGGCUGAGUGCUCUCAUUGACUGAAGCUCGUCAACCAAGAACAGGCUUUUUGUGCUUGAAAGCUCAUCCUGAGAAAGACUCAGUGCUACGCUGGGAUCCCCAAUACCCAGGGUAGUCGCCGCCAGCUAAUAAAGACUUUCUGUUGGCUUAAACUGUGUCCGGGAGGGCUUCUCUGAUGGACACCCCACAACAGCUCCAGGCCAGCUUGAGCUACACACAAAAACCCUGUUUCAAGGCA